Messenger RNA from Lactuca virosa, 1482 nucleotides. NCBI's taxonomy places the organism in Eukaryota, Viridiplantae, Streptophyta, Magnoliopsida, Asterales, Asteraceae. The record is from the annotation of a GenBank genome assembly.
AUGAGCAAUGGAAAAAGCUUUCUGGGAUGGAAUCUCAGAUUCUAUAAAACAGGAAAACUAUGUGAUGCAAUGAUUUUCAACCAUGACCCACCAAGAUGUUUUGAUUGUUGGGUAAUGAAUGUGAGUUGUUCACUUUUGGUUUCUGUUGUAUGUGAUUCAUAUCAAGUUCAUGUUGUUAUGUUAAUGAAGGAAGUGAGAGAUGAGCUUUGUGAGAUGUCACCUCAAAGCCAAAAACAAGAGAUUCAUGAAGUUAUUGAUAUUGAUAUUCUUUCUCAGGUUGCUCUUUCAAGAAAGUCUCCAUAUGUUCAAACUGCCCACAGGCCUUUCUUGACAAAUAAAGAUCAUCUUACUAAUGCAAGGAGAAUUAGGGAAAUAUCUCAGGCUCUUGUUUUAAAUGGAUUUAGAGGAAGGUUGAGUCUCAAAAUUGAGGGUGAAGAUUUUGUGACUUUGGUGACUAAAUCAACUCACCAAGACACUGCAACAAGGAUGACUACUACUGUACACAGAGCUUACAACACAGGCAGAUCCACAAGGUUGACUGCUAAGAAAUAUUCCCAAGUGAUGAAGAGGGAAACAAGUGAGCUUGAUGGAGCCUUAAGGAUUGAGAAGGUUUUUGAUGAAACUGGAAGUAGAGAAAAGAAGGUCAACAAACGGAAGGUGAAAUCAGUUGAAAGAAAUGAGCAACUUGAGGCUAUGGAUGUAGAGCUUGACAUGAACGAAAUGGAUAAAUCUGGCCAAGUAAACAAGACUAACCUCAUUGGAUUUCUUAGAGAUGAUGUUGGACAGUUGAAAGAACUUGAGGGGAAGACUCUUGUUUUAAGCACCAAAGAAGAGCCAAAGUUUGAAGAACCUGAAGAGAAACAUCUCACAUGGGAGUUUGAUAAAGAGAAGUUUGAGGGAUUUUUCCAUCAGAUUCAUGGCUACCAGGCGCUUCUUCCCCUUGUGUCGACUUUCUUCUGCUCUUUCUCUUCUGUUACUUUGUUCUCUGGCCAACCGGGAAGUUCACUUUGCCUAAAUCGUUUCAACAGGAACACCUUAAUCGGACCUAGGGCACGUAAAUUUGAGCACUCUCCAAUGAUGUCAGUUGAGCCCAAGGUCGUCGGCGAGGCGAAAUCAGCUGGAGGAGAAUUGGAUAUCAUGGACAGAGGCACUUAUAUCUGCAAUCUUUUGCUUGGCAAAACAAUUCCUCUUAAACUUGGUUAUGUUGGUGUUGUCAAUCGUUGUCAAGAGGAUAUUAAGCUUAAUCGUGGAAUACAUGAUGCACUUGCAUCUGAAGAGGCUUUCUUCCAAAGUCAUCCAAUAGGGCCCAAUCCCCCCCCCCCUCUCUGCAUAUACACAGCUACCGAUACAUAUUCUUUUGUUGAUGUAUCACAGGUGUAUAAUAGAGUGGCAGAUUGCUGUGGGAUCCCUAAAUUGGCCAAGAAAUUGAAUAAAGUGGUGUUGAUGGCAUCAGCAGGGGCGAAGAUGUCAUUCACCCCUUAA